AUGGAUUCUGGUACAGUGAUUCACCGUAGCCAACUGAAAAUGGACAUCAAUGGCACGCUCUGUUUGGAAAAUGGUAUACCUACAAUCACUAGCUGGCCUUAUCGCUUAGCCAUACUGAUUCACAUCUUCUUAACUUUCUCAUCACUUGUAUUUAUGAUGGUUGCAUUCUUUUAUCUCAGGAAACGUCUUUAUUUUCACAAAAACAUAACGAUUUUGAUUGUCUUCAUGUUCGUGUCCGCUUCGGUGCUCUCCUUACAAAUGCUUGUCAUGGAGUGUCGACACAUCUUCAUCUCUUGGUUUUAUAAACAUCCUUGCGAUGUAUACGUACCUGCCGAAGAUUGUUUCCCCUACCUACUAUUGAAUUCGGUCGCUAUAGGCUGUAUGACGGGUGCUCAGGUAUGCAUGGUGAUAGAAAGAAUGAUAGCUACCUAUCUUAUGAAGAAGUAUCAGAAGUUUGGAGGAGAAUUAGGUACAAUACUCGUCGUUUGCACGACAAUGAUCUUCGUAUGGCUAACAUACGAAACCUUCUGGCCCGGCCCAAGUGAAGAUUACUACUUGACGUGUAUUUCUAUCCCGAAGGAAUCUGCUGUCAAAGCGAAUAGAAAUUUCAUAAUUCUCAUAUCUUUGAAUCUUAUGUGCAUUAUUAGUCUGAUUCUUCUUAAUGCUAUUAAUAGACCCUACCGGAAGAGAUUACGAUUCAACUUGGCUGAUCGAUACCAAGUUGAGGAAAAUCUAAAUACGACGCAGUAUAUCUGUACAAUAGUCAUAGUCCAGUUUGUUAUCUUGACUUUUUACGGUACAGGAACAUUACUACUACGCACGUUCAAAGCUAAAUUUGAGCCAAUUUUCCAUCGUCAACUAAUCAUGUUUGUAUAUGUCGUACCCUUCUUCACCUGUAUACUGCCUAUUCUUAUGAUAUACAUAGUCAAACAAGGCGUCGAGAGAAGAAACAGGAACAUUAACAAGAUGGUAUCUCAUGCGGCUACGGGAACGCAUGGUCGAGAUAAUUACUUCCAUGAAUUGCUGAAACAAUGGUCAUAA
Auanema sp. JU1783 is the source of this 1041-nucleotide messenger RNA. NCBI's taxonomy places the organism in Eukaryota, Metazoa, Nematoda, Chromadorea, Rhabditida, Rhabditidae. The record is from the annotation of a GenBank genome assembly.